Coffea eugenioides is the source of this 2717-nucleotide messenger RNA. RefSeq names its product sterol 3-beta-glucosyltransferase UGT80B1. The transcript has 15 exons. Gene Ontology annotation, molecular function: hexosyltransferase activity; UDP-glycosyltransferase activity. Gene Ontology annotation, biological process: carbohydrate metabolic process. Bases 334 to 2442 code for a protein of 702 amino acids. The record is from RefSeq and is a predicted model, not a curated record. NCBI's taxonomy places the organism in Eukaryota, Viridiplantae, Streptophyta, Magnoliopsida, Gentianales, Rubiaceae.
UUUUCUCCCCUUGCGUCAUUAGUCAAACUCAUUAAACUUCUUGAAUAAGUUUAUUAAUCAUUGCUUUCCCCAAAACUAAGGAAGCUUGCAGCUUUUUUUUCUGCUCCAUUUCCCUCCGAAAAGGUCUACUUCAAGGGAUUUUGGAGUUCUGGGGUUCUCGCAUUUGUUUGUGUUCUGCUAGUUCUCUCUGUUGGAUGUAAAGAACUGAUUUUGGAGGGUUUUGGUGGUGUUUCAGCAUCAAUUUUUCGUCAGUUACUUACCUGAGGUAUUUUUGAAGGAAUCUGAAUUCGAAAUGUUCUGAGUUUUAUAAGCUUUCUGGAUCAGUCAGAUGAAAUGGAUACCAAUGGGUCUGCUAAACCGUCAGUUUAUGUGGAAAACAAAGGGAAAAGAGACCAGGUGGUAGAGAACAAGUUAGACCAAACCCAUGAUGGUAGUAACCUAUUGGUUGGCUUAGAGAGGAAGCCUAAGGGUGAGCGAUGUAAUGCUGGUGCAGCAAAUGGAAGAGGGAGAGAGCAGAAAUAUACACUGGAAGAAGCGGCUGCUAAUUCUGCAGGGAAGUCUAGUGUCAGGUUGUUUGAUGGAUUAGAUGAGCAGGGAACUAGCAGAGGCGACAAUAGUCUUUUGGAUGAUGAGCAGUCUGAGGCAUGUUCUACUCCUGAAGUAGACUCCCAGAGGAAACCACUGCAGCAGCAUUCAUCAGUCCUUGAGAUUUCCCACUCGAAGGACCCUCCUGUGAUCCGAUCACAGCGGGCACGGAGAGGUUUUGACCGAUGCAUCACUGACCUUAUGGGAAGUCCUAGAAAUGUCUCCCUUGGAAACCGAAGAAUUGGUUAUUCAAGAUCCAUGGUUGAGAAGAAAGGGAGUCCUAUGUAUGACCCAAAGCUGGAUAGGCUGUCCAAAAGUGAGAAGGAAUGGCUAAUUAUGGACCUAGUGAAGUUCCAAAAUGACGGGACAGUGGAAGUUGAUCUGACUAGGGGUUCACCUGGAGCGUCUGAACUGUUAGAGCUUAGCUCACUUGAAGGACCUCCUCCUAUUUUAGAUGAUAUUGUCACUGAUUUCAACAAAACAAUUCCCAAAUUGAAGAUUGCUAUGCUUGUGGUUGGAACAAGAGGAGAUGUGCAGCCAUUUCUAGCCAUGGCUAAGAGACUACAGGAAUUUGGUCAUCGUGUUAGGCUGGCAACUCAUGCUAACUUCGAUGAUUUUGUGAAGUCUGCUGGCGUAGAGUUUUUCCCUUUGGGCGGUGAUUCUCGUGUAUUAGCAGGAUAUAUGGCCCGCAAUAAAGGUCUAAUUCCAUAUUCACCAGGAGAAAUAUCUAUUCAGCGAAAACAACUGAAGGCGAUUAUUGAAUCUCUUCUUCCUGCUUGUACAGAACCAGAUCUAGAAAGCGGAGAGCCUUUCAGGGCUCAGGCAAUCAUUGCGAAUCCUCCAGCUUAUGGACAUGUUCAUGUUGCUGAAGCUCUUGGUGUACCCAUCCACAUCUUCUUCACAAUGCCUUGGACGCCCACAUGUGAAUUUCCUCACCCAUUGGCACGUGUACCUCAAAGUGCAGGUUACUGGCUCUCUUAUAUAGUUGUGGAUUUACUUGUAUGGUGGGGAAUACGAGGAUAUAUAAAUGACUUCAGGAAAAAGAAGCUGAAGCUGUCUCCUAUUGCAUACUUCAGUAUGUAUCAUGGAUCAAUAUCCGAUUUGCCAACAGGCUAUAUGUGGAGCCCCCAUAUUGUGCCCAAGCCACACGAUUGGGGGCCUCUUGUUGAUGUUGUUGGCUAUUGUUUCCUAAAUCUUGGCUCAAAGUUUGAGCCUUCGGAAAACUUUGUUAACUGGAUCCAAAGUGGACCGAAACCUAUAUAUAUAGGUUUUGGAAGUAUGCCUCUUGAGGAUCCCAAAAAAACUACAGAAAUCAUUUUAGAAGCACUGACGAAUACAGGACAGCGGGGAAUAAUUGAUCGUGGAUGGGGAGAUCUAGGUUCUGUGGAAACUCCUGAAAAUGUUUUUCUUCUUGUUGAUUGCCCCCAUGAUUGGCUAUUCCCUCAAUGUUCAGCUGUGGUUCACCAUGGUGGUGCUGGAACUACAGCUACAGGAUUGAGGGCAGGGUGUCCAACAACCAUAGUUCCAUUCUUUGGGGAUCAGUUUUUUUGGGGUGAUAGAGUUCACCAAAGAGGACUGGGACCUGCACCGAUUCCCAUAUCUGAAUUGAGCGCUGAAACCCUCUCAGAUGCCAUAAGAUUUAUGCUCCAGCCGGAGGUAAAAUCUCUGGCUAUGGAACUAGCAAAGUUGUUAGAAAAUGAAGAUGGUGUUGCGACUGCGGUUGAUGCAUUUCACCGGCACUUGCCUCCAGAAUUACCAUUACCAACUGCAUCAACAGAGGACAAUGAUCAUCCAAAUUCCUUGCAGUGGCUGUUCAUUCAAAUUGGCAGAUUAUGCUGUCUGCCCUGUGGUUCCUAGAAUUUCUGCUGCAACAUCAGUAGUGAUUUUUGUAGAUAUAGUUGUAUGAUUUGGUCUCUAUUUAUAGUUGAUUAGUACUGUCUUAUUCAUUCAUUUUAUUGAUCCACCCUUCUGUGGGGUUGGACAGUGGUCAGUAUAUAGGCUUUCAAACUUUUUUUUAAAAAUUUUGGGAGAAAGGCUAGAGUGGAAUAGAAGAACUAGAGUAUUGUUUUGACUAGUAGGUUGAGGCAUAGAACUUGAAAAAAGGAAAAAAAAGAGACAAUUAUUCUGUAUUA